Messenger RNA from Daldinia decipiens, 705 nucleotides. RefSeq lists its product as uncharacterized. The transcript has a single exon. The record is from RefSeq and is a predicted model, not a curated record. Lineage: Eukaryota; Fungi; Ascomycota; Sordariomycetes; Xylariales; Hypoxylaceae. The coding region runs from base 1 to 705 and encodes 234 amino acids.
AUGGCAUCCCAGAAGCCAUGUCAUACGUCUGGGGCGAAGAUGAAACGACAGCGGAUUUUAGUCAACCAAAAACCGUUCUCUAUCAGGACGAGCCUCUGCGAAGCCGCAUUUCGCGAUGGAAAAGAGCCUUCUGGUCCCUCCUGGGUUCUUGACUUUGUCUACUCUAACGCAAGUCAUCGUACCUGUAACUCAGCAAGGAAGGUGUCGGAUCGGGAGACAUUGGAUGGAUAUCUUUUCCAGAAGCAAGUCACACGCAUCCAGUCCGAGGACGCCACUAAAAGUGUAUGCUAUGCUACCCCGACAACUCUAUUUUGCACGGGGUACUUCAUAGAUCAAGUCAGCGGGGUAGGCGAGAUACUAAGCGUAGACGAGGAUCCAGUUAAGUAUAUGGUAGACUUCAUACUUAGUAUCUACCUCACCCGACAGUCAAUACUAGGCUUGGCUGUUCCAUCAGACUACAUAAACAACCUAAUGAAGGGAGAUUCAGAAACUUCACUCAUGUUUUAUUCCUGGCUAGACCUCUUCACUUUGCAACAAGAGGAUCAUAGAUUGGGAGGAGAUAUCAAAGAGCUUUAUAAGACUCAGAACCUCGAGCUUGCUGGAAAAGAUCAAGUCCUUGCCUAUUUGUCGUUUCCAGAUUGUUUAGCGAGUCUCUUAAACCAGGCUGAAUGUUGGUAUAUUCAGGUUGGUCCCAAAGGCGUAUAA